CCUUCAUUGCUGCUAGUGGGAGAGGGAAGGGAGCUUUGGAUGGAAGCUUGAAAGAAAGCUUUGAAAGGUGGACUCCCCCGCAUCACGUGGCUGAAAUACUAAAGCAUAUAAAAGCAAGCAUACAACAACAUGGCCUUUGCCAAUCCCAAGAGGGGAGUGAGUGAGGACAGAGAAAGGAACCGACCAGAGUGAAUUGCAACAAGUCCCGGCCAAUCUAGAGAAAACCCCCAACUUCUCUUCAUUGAGGGACUUCUGGUUAAACAGUCGCGUCAAAGAAUAAGCGGAGAAUUGCGCCAUAUAGAUAAAGAUGUUCAGUGGGGAAAAGAUCGACCAGUGAGUCAACUAUGUUCAAUGAUCAGAAUAAAUACUAUUAACCUGACCGUGAUACGGGGAAACAGCCCCUCCCCCGCCGUCAACUUGAGGGAACUCAUCUCGUAGCGUAAAUUCACCGUGCCCAUCGUUUUGAGCCAACCAUGCCUCUGCACGGUAGAUACCGCAACCUCGACGUACAACCAGAUGAGGCAAUGCCUUUCGAGGCAUUUCAUCUCGACUUGCUGGCCGUUGACAUGCAGCGGUUGUUUCUGCAAUUGCUGCAUGAGCGGGCGAAAGACCCGAAAGACCGGGUCUUCGAGUUGGAAGAUCAGGAUGUGCCCCAGUUUCUCCAUUUCUGCUCGGAGGUCGUGAACGUCAUCCACGACUUAGAAGAGGACUGGCUUAUAGCUGAGAUCCGGGAGAUGCUCGAGCAUGUCUGCCUCACGUGGGCCUAUAUGCGUGGUUCCCUCGACCGAGCGAGGAGAGCUGGGCUCCGGCGACUGAACGAUUCGCGCCGGGGGCUCCACACCUACGACCGGGCCUGGGCCAAAGGCAUUGUCAAAGAGCUGGCGCGGGUGACCAGCUGCAGCGCGCAUGCCGCCAUUGAAGCCUUGGUACGCGCCGCCCUGAAGCCCGAAGAUGUCGCACGGCUGCACGUAGAAAAACGACCCAUCCCCCGGCGGACCGAGGAGACCGAGUGCACGAUCUGCGGCGGAAAGCUGGGGAAGAAGCCCGUCUGGUGUAAGACGCAGUGUGGCCAUAGUUUCUGUUUCCACUGCAUUGAUUCGUGGCAUGAGGAACUCUAUGAAAGAGACUCCAUGGCCAACUGCCCUUACUGCAGACAACCGUGGCCGCAUUCUCUAUCCUCUUACCGCACGUAG
Messenger RNA from Aspergillus fijiensis CBS 313.89, 1193 nucleotides. RefSeq lists its product as uncharacterized. Lineage: Eukaryota; Fungi; Ascomycota; Eurotiomycetes; Eurotiales; Aspergillaceae. The transcript has a single exon. The coding region runs from base 474 to 1193 and encodes 239 amino acids. The record is from RefSeq and is a predicted model, not a curated record.